This is a messenger RNA of Chilo suppressalis (striped riceborer), 681 nucleotides long. Lineage: Eukaryota; Metazoa; Arthropoda; Insecta; Lepidoptera; Crambidae. The record is from the annotation of a GenBank genome assembly.
AUGAGUAACUUACACUGUGCUAUAGGGAACUGCAAAAUAAAUGCCCACAAUAAACCACCUGGAAUUUCUUUCCAUCCGUGCCCAGCCUCGAGUGAAAUGAGGAAUAAAUGGCUAAUGAUGCUUAAAAAUAAAUGUUCCAUGUUAGACUGGGCUAAAAGUAGAAUUUGUUCAAGGCAUUUUGAAAACAAAUAUUUUGAUUCCCAGAGGAAAUUAAAAGAGCAUGCCAUACCAACUCUUUUUCCUGCUUCUGCAAUGGAAAAACCUCUUAGAAAUGAUUCCACUCCAAUUUUUAAUGCAAAAACUGAAAGGUUGCUCAAUAAACAAGUUCAAUCUGACUUAAUGAUUGAUAUUAAGAGUAGUUUAAAUAAACUCAAAGAACCUACAAAUUUAGAUACUUUUGUCACUGAUGAAUUAAAAUGGAAACCAGACGCACCAAUGGAGGCACGUCUUUGGCUUAUGGUAAAAAAGCAAGAUCGUUUAAUCACUAUGUUAAUGGAAGAUCUUGCACAGAACAGAAAACAAGUGGAAACCAUGCGAAAAAAUAUGGAGGCUUCAAAAUUAUCCAAACGAGAAAUGGAACAAAAUUUUGAAUCAAUGAAAUACAUAGUUAAAAGUUUGCAAGAGAAGCAUGCUACGCUGGAGGAACAAAUUGAAAUAUUAACUGCAGUAGAAGCAAGAUAA